AUGCUACCCCUCCUCGUCCUCGCCGCGACGCUCGGCACCGUCCGGGCACUCCUGGUCCCCGGUCCCCUGGGCCCCUUUCCCGUCGCCAUGCGAGUCCAGGAGCUGACCGACGAGAGUCGCUGGGACCCGUAUGCCCCCGCGCACGAGGCUCACAGGAGGCGCAUCCUCGUCUCCGUCUUCCUGCCCCUCGAGCCGGGGCACCCCGCCAAGACACCCGUCCAAGUAGUCCCUUACAUGCCGCCCGCGACCGCCGCCCAGUUCGGACAGCUGGCUAGCACGCUGACCCCGCUGGCCGACGACUUUUUCUCGCGCUUCUCCAUCGAGUAUCACCGGCUUCCCCCAGCCCAGAACCGGCCCAAGGACGGCCCGAAGCCUCGGUAUCCCGUCGUCCUCUUCUCGCCCGGGCUCGAGGGCUCGAGGCUCGGAUACAGCGCCGGUGCCAGGGCGCUGGCCAGCCAGGGCUACGUCGUCAUUACCGUUGAUCAUCCCUACGAUGCGUCCAUUGUGGAGUUUCCGGAUGGCUCCGUGGUGCACGCGGUCGACAUAUCCACAAUUCCCGAUGCCAUCCGGGCCAUUGAGGUUCGCGCUGCAGAUAUUUCCUUCAUCAUCGACCGGUUGCACGAUCCGUCAGCCCUGCAGCAGCUCACGGGAUGCUUCCCCGGCGAGGUCGACGUAGCCAAGGUGGCCAUGUACGGGCACUCGUUGGGGGGGGCAACCGUGGCGGCAGCCAUGCUCAAAGACGAACGCAUCCUGGGCGGCAUGAACUUGGACGGCCACAUCUUCGGCCCCGUCGCCCACAAGGGCUUCGACCGGCCGUUUGCCCUCGUCGGCGUCCCGGGCCACGGGCCGGCGCCCAACUCGAGCUGGCCCGAGCUGUACUCUCACCUCCGGGGCCCCAAGUUGGAGCUGGCCGUGGCCAAGACGCAGCACUACUCGUUUACCGACGCGCCGCUGCUGGUGACGGCGCUGCGGAUUCCCGACAAGGAUAGGGCGGCGAUCGAGGCCGUGGUUGGGAGCAUGAAUGGCUGGCGGAUGCAGCGGACCGUGCUAGGCAUCGUGACGGCCUUUUUGGACUUGGUCUUUAAUGGGAACGCCGAGGAAGUGCGCAACCUGGGCAACGAGUUUUGCGAUGUGUCCAUGGUCAAGAGUUGGCUGCCAGGGAGACGUUGA
This is a messenger RNA of Hirsutella rhossiliensis, 1170 nucleotides long. Its product is annotated as platelet-activating factor acetylhydrolase, isoform II domain-containing protein. The transcript has 2 exons. Bases 1 to 1170 code for a protein of 389 amino acids. Lineage: Eukaryota; Fungi; Ascomycota; Sordariomycetes; Hypocreales; Ophiocordycipitaceae. The record is from RefSeq and is a predicted model, not a curated record. Gene Ontology annotation, molecular function: 1-alkyl-2-acetylglycerophosphocholine esterase activity.